Molecule: messenger RNA, 918 nt
Organism: Schistosoma haematobium
Lineage: Eukaryota; Metazoa; Platyhelminthes; Trematoda; Strigeidida; Schistosomatidae
Product: Laminin subunit gamma-1
Exons: 1
Coding region: 189-692 (167 amino acids)
Source: RefSeq, a predicted model, not a curated record
AAUAUAUGUAUUCUCAAGUCAAUUCUCGUUAUUCGACUUAUUUAAUUCCGUUAUUGGAUAACGCGAUUUAAGUCGACGAUUAUAUACGAGAAUCAGCGAUAACAAUCAUUCAUACGCUCUAAAUGGAGUCAGAUUAAUGGGCCGCCACACUCUCACUCUUUCUCUUUCUCCUGGCGAUCGACUGGAUCAUGAAGACGUCAACAUCUGAAGGGAAGCACGGGAUACAAUGGACAUCUCGGAUGCAGUUGGACGAUCUAGACUUCGCAGAUGAUCUGGCCCUUCUAUCCCAAACGCGACAACAAAUGCAGGAGAAGACGAACAGUGUGGCAGCAGCCUCAACAGCAGUAGGUCUCAAUAUACACAAUGGGAAAAGCAGGAUUCUCCGAUACAACACAGAAUGCACCAAUCCAAUCACGCUUGACGGAGAAGAUUUGGAAGAUGUAAAAACCUUUACGUAUUUGGGCAGCAUUAUUGAUGAACAGGGUGGAUCUGAUUCAGAUGUGAAGGCGCGGAUCGGCAAAACAAGAGCAGCAUAUUUACAACUGAGGAACAUCUGGAAUUCAAAGCAACUAUCUGUCAACCAACACCAAGGUCAGAAUUUUCAAUACAAAUGUCAAGACAGUUCUACUGUAUGGGGCAGAAACCUGGAGAACUACGAAAGCCAUCAUCCAGAAAAUACAGGUGUUUAUUAACAGUUGUCUACGCAAAAUACUUCAGAUCUGUUGGCCGGACACUAUUAGCAACAACCAACUGUGGGAGAGAACAAACCAGAUCCCAGCGGAGUAAGAAAUCAGGAAGAAGCGAUGGAAGUGGAUAGGACACACAUUGAGGAAAGCGCCCAACUGCGUCACAAGACAAGCCCUCACAUGAAAUUUUCAAGGCUAAACAAAGGAAAAGAGGAAGACCAAAGAACACAUU